UCAUAUAGUAGCUACUGGAUGUAUGUGCCUGAUACUUUCACUUACAUUUCUGAUACCACUCACUACCAUAUAUUAAAAUACAGAAAAUGUUCUUGGUCAAAACUGAUGGCUGUUUUUUCUGGAUGGUAUUGUGUUAUACCUCUGUUGCUUCAAUGGGUAACAAACAUUGCCAUGACUCCUGUAACACAUCCACCGUCCAGGCUCCACUGGGCUCUGCGGUGCUCUUGUCAUGCAGCUUUGGGUCUACCUCUCUGGGCAUCAGCCCUGGCCAUGGAUGGGUGGUGUGGAACCAGAUCUCUGGUUCUGGUGCCAGCCUGGUCAACAUCACAUCCUCUGGGAAGGUGGACUUUCUGGACCCUAGACAGGGCAGAGUGAAGGCUUUCCUCAAUCAGGGAGGUCUGGGGAACUUCUCCAUCAGCAUCGAUGCCCUUCAGGCCUCAGACCUGGGUUCCUACUGCUGUGAGCUACAGAGUCAUGACCAGUGCCAUCGAGUGGAAGUUGAGGAACUUGAUCAAGACAGUACAGAUCUGCAAGUGUUGUUUUUCAGCGUCGGUGGUGUGGCCGUCCUCAUAGUGCUCCUGAGUGGCUGUUUCUGCUGGGUGAAAUGGACACGAUCCAGUACACCUCCUGAGGACGUUGCAUGUAGUGACGAUGUUGGGAGAGACGUGGCACAGAAGAGAGGUAAAAAACGGGCCGGCAAUGAGCGACCUAUCUAUGAAAACAAUGAGCACGAUCCAACCAGAAUGCAGCAUGAACCGACCAGAAUUCAGCAAAAUCCAACCAGAAUUCAGCAGGAUCCAACCACAAUUCAGUAUGAUCCAACCGGAAUUCAGCAUGAACCACCAAUAAACCAGCACGAACCAGCUAGAUACCAAAAUAAACCAGUGAGAGAUUUGAGUGAGAAAAGAAGAGGGUUUCAUAGAGAACUCAUGAGCAGAUUGCGCCAAUCAAGUCUCGGACGGCAUUACUAUGCAAACCAAGCAGAGAUCAAUGAGCAAGCCAGAGCUCAGAUCGACAUCCACCAAAGAGCAAACGAGGCAGAGACCAACCAGGAGGGAAGAUUCCAAAUGGACAACCGCCAAAGAGGAAGCUUUUGGAGAAAGAAACCCAAAGAGAGUACGUUUUUGUCCCCUCACAACAUACUGUAUAAUCAUAAUCCUUAUAACUUAUCUUACAUUGAGACUACUCCCUCUCUCUCGCGCUCUCUCCCAGAAUGUGAAUAUAAAAAUCCUAUCUACAACAAGAGUACAGACCAAAUCAACAAAUGAUGGGGAUGACGAGGAUACUGGGUCUCAACACCUUGGUCUCAUUUAUUUUUUUUUUUUUAUAAAGUACAUGACAUUGUCUUGAAAAUGAAACAAAUAUGAAAUAAAGUGAAAUAAUUUUUGCUUCAA
This is a messenger RNA of Salvelinus sp. IW2-2015, 1394 nucleotides long. RefSeq lists its product as uncharacterized. The transcript is spliced from 10 exons. NCBI's taxonomy places the organism in Eukaryota, Metazoa, Chordata, Actinopteri, Salmoniformes, Salmonidae. The record is from RefSeq and is a predicted model, not a curated record. The coding region runs from base 87 to 1268 and encodes 393 amino acids.